AUGGCUGCCAUGGCGACCGUGCCCAGCUACACCCCUUCGCUAUGGGUAAGGAUGUGCCACGCCCUCCCCCGGCUGGACCUCACCAUGACGAUGAGAGACAACCUCUUCAUCCCCGACAGCUGGGAGUACCAACAGACUCUACUGGUCCUCUCUAGUCUCUCGGCCAUUGCUCUCGUUCUCUCCCUCCUCGUCAUUAUCUCCUUCCUUAUACACUACUGCUGCUGUCGCCGUGGUGACCGGAGCGAGGGAUCUGAGGAAGAGGAGGAGGAUGAAGAGGGCAGCACGGGCCACGGAUACAGAGGCAAGAAAGGGCGGGGUAUCUGCUGUGUCACCUGGGUGUCGGUGGCGGCUGUCACACUGUGCUGUGUUGCCGUAGGCGUUGGUUUCUAUGGCAACAGUGAGGCUAAUGAUGGGAUAUAUCAGUUGACCUCGUCUCUUCUCACAGCCAAUUACACACUGGCUUCCAUCGAUCUGCUGCCCCACCCCUCCCUCUCCGCCUCCCCAGGUUUCAGACACAAUCUCUGGGCUACAGCUGUCCAUCCCGGGCCCCUGACCACCAUGGAGGAGCUGUUUACAGGCAGUAAGCCCUACUUGGUGUCCACCCGGAACUGUAGGAGACUGUCAGAGAACGUGUGGCACCAUCGAGGGGGUCAUGCCAAGCCCCUUCCCCUCGGCUGGGCAGCCAACACACUGAUGGUCAACGAGGACUACAGGUGGCUGUCCUACGUGCUGCUGUUGUUGCUGGACCUCCUAGUGUGUCUGUUCAUCCUGCUGGGGCUAGCCAAACAGGCCCGCUGGCUCCUCAUCCUGAUGACGGUGCUGGCCUGGCUGGCUCUGUUCCUAAGCUGGGGCUCCCUGGGCCUGGAGACUGCCACUGUGGUGGCUGUCAGUGACUUCUGUACAGAUCCCAACACGUUUGUGCUCAACUCCACCCACUUCAACUCUGGGACCAGCUCAGACGUGUUGGAUUAUUACCUGACCUGCAGCAGACGUAUGAACAGCCCUUUCCAGCAGCUGCUUACCCAGUCACAGAGGGCCCUUUCCAGCAUCCACACACACCUAUCCAGCCUGGACCGGAAUGCUCUCCCACAGGUCCCCAAGGCAGAGAAGUCACUCAGGGAGGUUCAGCAGAUUCUCAAUGCCACAGAGGGCAACUUUCACCAGCUAGUGGCGCUACUCAACUGUCGAGGUCUCAACAAGGAUUAUAUUGACUCUUUGAAAGGCCUGUGCUAUGACGGGAUGGAGGGAUUGCUCUACCUCUCCCUCUACUCUUUCCUUUCGGCUCUGGCCUUCACUGCCAUCCUCUGUUCCCUGCCCGGCGCCUGGAGAAGCUUCCCCAGUGAUUCCGAGGAGUAUGAAGAUUCGGACAGCGAGAGCGAGGACCCCUUCACUUCCCAUCAGGCACGUAGACAGCCGGCCGCGGGGUCUCAGCGAGGGGCCUUGCCCCCCUUCUAUAAUUACCAGGGGGCCGGGUGGACUCCUCCCUUUUCUAGCGCGCCACCCCUCCCGUGA
This is a messenger RNA of Salvelinus namaycush (lake trout), 1512 nucleotides long. Its product is annotated as protein tweety homolog 1-like. NCBI's taxonomy places the organism in Eukaryota, Metazoa, Chordata, Actinopteri, Salmoniformes, Salmonidae. Bases 1 to 1512 code for a protein of 503 amino acids. Gene Ontology annotation, cellular component: plasma membrane; smooth endoplasmic reticulum membrane. The record is from RefSeq and is a predicted model, not a curated record. Gene Ontology annotation, molecular function: intracellularly calcium-gated chloride channel activity; volume-sensitive chloride channel activity. The transcript is spliced from 13 exons.